Molecule: messenger RNA, 2470 nt
Organism: Mercenaria mercenaria
Lineage: Eukaryota; Metazoa; Mollusca; Bivalvia; Venerida; Veneridae
Exons: 2
Coding region: 862-2277 (471 amino acids)
Biological process (GO): positive regulation of DNA-templated transcription
Cellular component (GO): nucleoplasm; chromatin
Molecular function (GO): ubiquitin-protein transferase activity
Source: RefSeq, a predicted model, not a curated record
ACCAUUUCCCACGUGUAUUUGUUUGAUGUUGUCCUUUUUUCAGACAAGAACUAUCGCAUUGAUCAUCGAACAACUCUCAAAACAUACACAUUUGUCAUGACUAUAGUAUAGAAAGAAUCAUGAACCAAAAUGUAUGCCUAUCCUCUCGUCGUAUCUGUCAGUGCCAAAUAGCGAGAAAUCUCGCGAGACUCUGCAUACGUACUUAAUUUCAAGGAACGAUAACUUUCGCAGAAAAUGGUUUAUUGAUUAGAAAGAUACAUAUCCUGCCUGUGACGGGUAAAGAAGCCGGUGACAAAAAUAAAGGCCAUGCGGGAAAACUGAUAUUGGAGCUAAUGCGAUGUCAUUUAAUUAAAGAAAGUAAUCGAUGGAAGCUGCUCACAGCAGAUUGAUGGAUUGGAUGAGCUAUGCAUUCAAAUCAGGCUUAGCAAUGUAAGGCAGUGGAUCGAUAUUUUAGUUGCGUUUGUUAUAAACAUGUAGCCGAUAUUAGGUCAAAUUGUAACGACGCUUCUUAGUGGCAAUUUGACAGUUGCUUUAGUAAUGAUAAUAUGGAUAUAAGAAAAUGCUUUGCUUUGUAAUAUGUGGUGAAUAUUCAUGAAAAAGCGUUAAAAUGUAUUGAUUGUCUGUCUAAUCUAAUGACUAGAAACCAAAAACGGAUUUUAUCUUCGUGGUAUAGUUGUUCUUCAAGCUUAGUCAAUAUCGGUUUUUACAGACAAAAAAUGGCGUCAAGGAUGGAAACUAGCAGAGAUAAAUUGGAGAAGAAAUUGUGCUAUAGCAAUAUUCUUAAUGCUCAAAACAAUAUUUUAAAUUGUAUUCUUACGAGCUUAUAGACAUUAAAAUUCCACAAAUAGGCCGGUGAUCAAAAUGAUGGAGCGGUGUGCGACACACCAUGGGAAUGUCAUCAAGAAAUAUUGCGCGGAUCAUGACGUUGUUUGUUGUGAAACUUGUAACGUUGUCAGGCAUAGAUCAUGUCCGCACGUUGAUAAACUCCGCCACGUUGGAAAAGGCAUCAAAACAAGUGUUGAAUACAAGACAUCGAAAGAGUCUCUCGAUGAAAUCAUAUCACGUAUGAAACAAGAGAAAGAUGUAAGAAGUAAAAACCUCACUAGUAUUCACCAGCAGAAAGAAAAACUAAUGAAAGAUGUGGAUAAAUUUCAAGACGAGGUCAUCGACAGAAUUAAAGAUCUUGCUAAAACCUCCAAACAACAAAUACGCUCAAAACAUGAAGAGUACAAAAAGGCUAUAGAAACUGACGAAGCGGCCUUAGGAACUGUUAUAUCGUCAGCUACCAAAACACUAGGAAAACUCUCGGCAUACAACGAUUCCAGAGUGUUUGUAAACGUUAAAGCCUGUGAGAAUGCGGUUAAAGAUGGUGAAUCCCUUUUAGAAGAUAUGUCAAAAGAAUGGAUAAAGAAAGAACUGAGAUUCUCAUUCAACCAAGGUCUGAAGGAUAAGAUUGUCAGUUUAGGUCACAUUGUAGAUAGUGUGAAAGAAUAUAAGGCCGAACUAUUCGGACAAUUUAAAAUUAACAAAGAGCAUUGUAACGUAACAGGUGUCUGCGUGAUGGAUAAUGGUACAAUAUUGAUAGCCGAACAUUCAACUUCACUGCUGAAAAGACUCAACGAAAAUUUUACGGUGAGAGAUCUUAUUCCUGUAAACGGUCAGCCCGAUGAUCUUUGCAAAGUAGGACAUUCGGAAGUGGCGCUUUGUCUUGGCAAUGCAGAGAAAAUUCAAUUUGUGUCGAUAGGUCAUACUAUGGAACCGUCCCACUCGUUUGAAUGUGGUAAAGGGGGGAACGGAAUUUCUUGUAAUGACAAUAAUGGAGAAAUAUUUGUAUGUUACAGCACAAGAGUGUGUGCUUACAGCAAAGCGGGAAUCUUGUUAAGGACAUUUGAUAGGGAUGAUAAUGACAAACAGAUACUUUGCUCGUUGAGAAAAAUUGCAUUAAGUGCUAUGAAAGAACUUAUUUUCCUUACAGAUAAGGUUAAUGGGUUGAUAGUGUUGAAUAAGGAAGGGAAAAAGAUGUGGAACUUUAAUGAUCCAGAACUCAAGGAGGCGCGUGGUAUUUGUGUGCUGCCCGGUGAUCUCGUGUUCGUCAGCGGUGCAAGCUCUAACAAUAUCUUACAGAUUGACAAUGAUGGAAAGAAAGAGGGGAUAUUGGUGGGGCCAUCAAAAGGAUUGAACAAGCCUUUAGCUAUGGCAUAUGACGAAGAAAAUUCGAGAAUUAUAGUGGGAUGUGGUUCAAAUGAGAUAUCAGUAUACUCAAUAUCUAGAAAAUGAAAAGAGAAGAGACAUUAAAACAUACGAUUACGAGUAUUAAUACUGGAUGCGUGUUUUCAAUGAGUUUAAGAGCAAAUCCAUUCAUAUGUUGCCUUGUUUACUUAGAAGGUAUUAACAGUUGUUUUAGAUGGUAGUUAUAACGGUGAUUACAAAGUUACUGUAUAAAUGUUGUGCGGGAUUUUCAAAAUUUCGU